AUAGAAAAAAAUAUGCACAACUUUGAGACUCCCUAAAAUUUCACUUUGAGACUUUCAGGGGUCCCAGCUAUCAGCUAAAAAAAAAACUCUUGUAACAAGUGUUGGACAGUACAAGUCAAAGUACAGUCAGUAUGUUUUCUAGAGCUUUGUUUUUCAAUGACAGAAACGAAGCUCUGGUUCAAAUAAAUACUGUAUAACGGAUAAAUGCCAGUGCUUCUUAACACACACUGUUAGUGAGCAGUUCCGUACUAUACAGGCGGCUUUAUUCGGAUUCUACUACGUGGUAGUGAGUAAUCUUAAAACGUGGCUGUCUGAUGAUUAGCAGCACCUGAAGGCAACACGGAGGGAGCGCAGUGUGUUGACGUCACAGGCUUACGUUAUCGUGCCUCCGCCACGGCUCAGCGGAGGAAAUCACCGGCAGUCGGUUCUUCGGUGCUCCGUGCAGCAGGUCCGCGGUGGAGAACAGACACCCUGCGGCAAACACAGUAGCGUCCGCCCGCUAAACUGCACGUUGUUUUUUUUUAUGUCGUUGUUGGUUUUUAUUGCGUCUUCCUGAGUCCUCUCCUCCCUGAGCAGCAGGGGAUGGGGGAAUGAUCAGCACCGACUCCCUUCCACCUCCUCCGCCUCCUUCUCCUCUUCCUCCUCCGCCUCCGGUCGGUCUCCGUGUCCCCCGUCAGUCGUCGGAGCUCUGGCCAGGAUGCGGGCCCCGCUGCUCGGCCAGGCUGCUGUACUGGCGGCCCUCUUGGCGCUGAGCACCUGCUUGACAGGAUCUCAUUUGUGCCCUCGAACAUUAGACUGUGCCCGGAUAGGACGACACUUCUGCCAGCCGGGCAGCUCCCACUGUGGCCCCUGCCUCCGCCCUCUGGUGGAGAACUCCCAUGGCCGCUGUGUGGUCAAGAGGAAGCAUGUUGCUCACUCUGCUCAGUCCAUUAAAGGCAAGAUGAGCACGUACCCAGAGCUGGAUGAGGAGAUCGACUUCCUCUCUGCUGUCAUCAGUGAACAGAGAACUGAGUCCAGGCUGCCAGCUCCACUCUCUCAGGAUGUCUCCAUGCCCAGAUCCAAGCAGCUCAGUGAGUCUGGGCCCACCCUCAGAGCGUCCACCACAGAGCAGCCCACCAGCCAGAGCAUGUCCUUUACCAGCACCGCUAAACCCAACACCACCAACCACACCCCGGCUCUGCUCAGCGAUCCCAUCAUCCUCCCCUACCCCUCCAACGACCAUAUUUUCAUCAUCAUGAGCAGCGUCUUCAUCGUGGCGGGCUCGCUGGCUUUGAUCGUAGCGGGGGCCUGUUGGGUCAGAUUGCAGAAAGGUGUGCGUCUAACACAGAAAGUGGACUACCCUGCAUAUGGGCUGAUGAGAGCUCAAACCUUUGACAAUUUGCCUGGGGACAAGAGGCUGGCCCACAGUGCCCAGAUGUACCACUACCAGCACCAGAAGAAGCAGAUGCUCUCCCUGGAGAAGCACAGGGACGAGCCAAAAGUUCCUGACUCAGGAGCAUCGACAGACGAGGAGAAUGAGGACGGAGAUUUCACAGUGUAUGAGUGUCCUGGAUUGGCACCAACAGGGGAAAUGGAGGUGAAGAACCCGCUGUUUGACGACUCUACCCUUUACCUUCAAAGGUUCCACAAGUAGACCUGGUCAUUCAGAGGUUCGACACGCCAAAUGCAGCACUUGUGUGUACAGAGUUGAAUUAACACACACACACACACACUCCGCAUACACUGCUGUGCUCAGUCCAACCCUUUUAAUGGACAGGAUAGAGAGUGUAAGGUACACGGAGAGGGAAGAGGAUAAGGAGUGGUGUUCAUUGACAUUUAAAGGAUGUCGCAGGCCUGAAUCUGGGACCAACGUCUCCCGUUCUACAGCCACAUUCUCUUCUUUUUUAUCUCAUCACUCUUUUUUCUUUUCUUUUUUUUUUUUUUGUCAGCAAAAUUACAAUCAACCAUUAUCUAGAAGAACUCAAAUGACCUCUGUCAGGUAGCAGUCAAACACUGAAUAUGAUAUUUUCUGUUCAUAAAACAGAGUCUGGUACCACUGAGCUAUGACUAAAUAUUUCUAUCAGUUCAUUGAUAGACAUCUAUUGAUAUCCAUGUUUAUUGAUCAGUAAAUACCACUUCAUUCAUUGAGUUCUCACUGCAGGCUUUGCUUUUAUUUGAGUAUUUUUAAAAGAAAUGUGAUUUUAAUAUUUCAUGGAGACACCUCCACGCAGCACCAUGAUCUGUAUCAGUAUGCUAUGUAGCCAUUGUGUUCUCGGUUCCUCUAUGCAUGAAUGGACGACGCUGUGUUAUGAAACCUGGGAGUCAAUAUGCAUUUACAGUUCCUACAAGUUUCUUGUGCAAACUUGCUAAUGAUGAUUCUAUAAAUACAUACAACUUGAAUGAU
Molecule: messenger RNA, 2383 nt
Organism: Thunnus maccoyii (southern bluefin tuna)
Lineage: Eukaryota; Metazoa; Chordata; Actinopteri; Scombriformes; Scombridae
Gene: npdc1b
Product: neural proliferation, differentiation and control, 1b
Exons: 9
Coding region: 698-1633 (311 amino acids)
Cellular component (GO): membrane
Source: RefSeq, a predicted model, not a curated record